CCCAUUUGACUCCAAAAAAUUGCAGAAGCCAAACCAAACCAAACCAUGAACCUGAUUGAUUGACUUGAGUCAAUCACUAAUCCUAUCCUUAAUUGACAUUAAUUAAACCCUCUAAUCUUUUACCAUUUCUUCAUUUUCAAGUCUUGGUUUUGGUUUUAUUUCAUUCUAGAAGAAAAGAAUACAAUCAUCCAUUUCCACCAUAAUUACUUUACUUUAUUUAAAUGGGUUAUAUUUUAUUUUGAUUCUUUUCUAAUUGCUCAUUGUUUACUGUUACUACUAAUUCUGUCUCUAUCAUGCUCAUUUGUUUAUUCAACUCUCUGAAUAUCUUAUGUCUAAUCUUUACUCAAUCUUGAAAUAAUCUUUGUUCUAAUCUUACACGCCAACGCUUCUUUCUCUUCUUCAUCUUUUCAAGCACAAUUUUGCUUCUACUUCUCUUCUUUAUCAUCAACAUCACUGGACUUUUUCUGGGUUUUUGAUCAAUGGCUGAAUUGGUUGGGCCAAGAUUGUACAGCUGCUGUAAUUGUCGAAACCAUGUUUCUCUUCAUGAUGAUAUAAUUUCCAAGGCUUUUCAGGGAAGAAAUGGUAGAGCCUUUCUGUUCUCCCACGCGAUGAAUGUUGUUGUAGGGCAAAAAGAAGACAGACAUCUCUUGACUGGUUUGCACACUGUGGCUGAUAUUUACUGUGGCGAUUGCCACGAGGUGUUGGGGUGGAAGUAUGAGCGUGCUUAUGAGGCGUCGCAGAAGUACAAGGAAGGCAAAUUCAUACUUGAGAAGUCAAAGAUUGUUCAAGAAAAUUGGUAGCCCUCGACUGGGGUCCUAAUUUGUUCAUUCUUGUGUGUUGAUGCAAAUGGAUUGAUGCUUCAUUAUGUUCAUCUUGUACAGAAACUCUCACCCAUUAGAAAAAUGAUUGCUGUUUCGCACUAGUAAUUCUUGCCACUCACCAUGUUCUGAUGAUGUUUGAUAUUGGAUCAGCUAUUCCUUUGUUAUCAAAUUUGUGAUACAAAUUCGGAAACUUGCAAUGUCUGUGGUUGAAAUGAUUGUUAUAAGCAUUGAAGUGUUCUUUCC
Molecule: messenger RNA, 1064 nt
Organism: Pistacia vera
Lineage: Eukaryota; Viridiplantae; Streptophyta; Magnoliopsida; Sapindales; Anacardiaceae
Product: protein yippee-like At4g27745
Exons: 3
Coding region: 480-800 (106 amino acids)
Source: RefSeq, a predicted model, not a curated record